Carassius gibelio (silver crucian carp) is the source of this 1593-nucleotide messenger RNA. RefSeq lists its product as uncharacterized. The record is from RefSeq and is a predicted model, not a curated record. The transcript has 7 exons. NCBI's taxonomy places the organism in Eukaryota, Metazoa, Chordata, Actinopteri, Cypriniformes, Cyprinidae. Bases 91 to 1293 code for a protein of 400 amino acids.
UUUGCUUGGAGGACAGCUGGAAAAGAACACUGAAAACACCACGGAGUCCUCACAGUUGGAUGCUUCGCCAGAGAACGUUCAUUAAAAAGCAUGGCUAAUAGCAAAGCGAUUGUCGAUGACAACUCUAUAAUGAGAGCAGAUUUCAUUCAGGAGCUUCUUCCAUCUGCGGAGCGAACGGCUCUCCUUUAUCACCUGACUUUCCUGAGUCUGGGAGGAUUCCCAAAGCUGGAGCGUCUGAUCAGAGAUCAAGCUAUUGAAACACAACUGCUGUUUGGAUCCUCCGAAGCCCUUCUGCUGAGGUGUGUCGGCACGAGCUCCAACCUGGUCACCUCCCUGUUUCCAAUAUUGAUAAAUGCUGUGGAGAAGAACAAACCUGUUUUGGCGGUGAGGUACCUGAUGAAAGCCAAAGAGUGGAUCGCUGACAUCAUAACACAAGUGGAUGACAUUGUGAAGAGGUAUGAUACACACAACCAAAGUGUGAAAAAAAGCACCAGUGACGUGUAUCAAGAACAAGCAGAGACCAAAGAAAAAAAAGAGAAAAAAUCUGAUGAGAUGAAGGGUCUGGAGGAUGCUCUGGCCAAGCUCAAUGGUGAUCUGGGAAAAGUAGUCAACAAAAUGGAGGGGAUUGAGGAACAAAUUGAAAAAACCACUAAGGAGCUGAACAGCUUCAUCAGAAGAUUUCAGGAAGAACAUGGCCACUGGACUGUGAAGUUCCUUGACUUUUUUAGAGGCCAUCCAGACGCUAUGAAGGAGCCUACUGCCAUCGCUCUGGAUAUAAAACUGAAACAACUCGACACUGAGAAGAGACUUCUGAGAAAUGAAGAGUGGGAAAUCAAAAACAAGCAGCUUGAUCUUCAGCUGCAGCUGGCCAACUGUAAAAUACGGAUCGGUGAGAUUCCCGACCCUGACAACCUGACGGAAGUCCAGCUGUGUCUUUCUCAAAUCCAGCAAAUUCUGGUUGAUCUGAAAAAGUUUUGGGAGAAGGUGGAUGCUAUUCUGAGCACGCUGAAAGAUAGAACCUUUGCUGGGGAGGAAAUAGUUGACAUGGAGGACAUGAAGGAUGAGUUCAUAGACUCCAUUGAAGAUGCAGCAAAGUACUGGAAAAGAUUUGGUCUGUGCUGUCAGAAAGCUCAAGGCGUCUUCAGUGUUCAGUCUCGAGAUGCAUAUAAAUUCCUGGAGAUAAAUCCGUCUUCGCUCUCUGAGGAGGAGAGGAAACAGCAGCACUCGUCUAUCACGGAGAAGCUGAAGAAAAUCCAUCCAGAUCCACCAGCACUGAGUGACUCCCAGAUCUGAUGAUUCCUGAAGGCUCCUUAAACAAAUCAAUGCAUACAGCUUCUCAUGGAAUUUUUUUUUGUUUUUUUUUUUGUUUUUUAUUCUUUGUAAUCUCUUGUAAACUGCUCUUAAACAUGUUAAAUUGCAGUUCCACAUAUACAUCUUCUUUAAUAAGUUGAUGUAAGUAAUAUUAUUUAGAUCAAUUUAUGGCCAUCUCUUUCAAAAUUGCUUUGCAUUUUUAUUAUGCUAUACACAGAUCUUGGGGUCUGGUCAAGUGAUUAAUGUCUAUGUCACACAAUAAAGACAAAAAGACAUGAAACA